AAAUAAUAAGUAACAAUGAUGCAUCACCACAAGCUUGAACUCGAUUUCAACGAUGCCACAUCAGCAAUUAUCACUUGGAUGUCUAAUCGUAAGUUCUAAUCUAGGGGAGAUAAGCUAGAAGUGAAAUGUAGCCAGGAAAUCCUUCAUAAAAACUUAGGGGCUGGAAGCCAGUCUAGUGUGACCCGUUUUAUAUUCAAACUUCUGUUUAUCAUAUGUUACGCAUUAAUGGGUAGAUCUUGCCAUUACCACGGAAUUAGAUAAGAUCGAAGUCCGUGCCGUUACUAUAUAUAUAUACCGGACAAAACUUUUCAGAAGGAAUAUAUACAAGGACAUUUCAAGAUUACAUAUUGUUCACUCAGACACACAUCUGUGCGUUACAAGAUCUAGAGGUCACAGAUAUAGAACACAAUCACAGCCCUAAAAAUAUGAGUUCACAUGAAGUAUUCGAUACAUAUCCAACUCGGUGAUAAACACACCCAGCUAGCAGUGCACUGGACCGUAAAUACGUAAGCAUGGUUGUACUGUGAUAGGCUACUUUUACAAGUAGAUUGGAGUGUUAUGCUACUUUCCCACAAUCACGACCUUUAUCAGGACCUCAACACGACCACACUAGACAACCACCGAUCACAUACAUGUACGACUGAUCACGAUCCUGUUCCCGACCGCAAUAUUAAUGCGACUGAGCGCGGCUGCCUAGAUAUGCUCAAGUCGUGCCUGGUCUUGACCAAGAUCGUCUAUGUGGGAAAGUAGCUUAAGUGUAAAUGGAUAGGAAGAAGUUUCUCUUAAGCACAGAACGUCAGCGCAUACACAUCUGAGACAACAACAGACUGCCAGCAUACCAAGGAUGCCUCGUCGCGUGUGUGUGCUGGGUGCUGGGGUGAUAGGACUGUCGUCUGCUGUGUGUAUCCAGGAGCUCGUGCCAGAUGCUGACGUAACAGUGGUGGCUGAUACAUUUACCCCGCACACGCUGUCCGACAAUUGUGCUGGCUUCUGGAUGCCAUACCUGAUUGACCCAUCAAAUACAAACGUCCUCCGAUGGUGUGGUGAUACGUUCGAAUACCUUAAAAGGCUUGGUCAUUCCGAGCUAGCUGGUGACAUUGGGAUACAGUUUGUGUCUGGAUACUACUUUGUGAGGGAGUCAGCUUAUACAGGCAAGGAACCUCCAUGGAAAGACCAAGUAAUAGGUUUCCGACAGCUGACACCAGAGGAGCUCAACAUAUGCCCUAAUGCCAGAGAUGGGUAUUUCUUUACGACAAUAAUAAUGGAUGUUAAGCGUUUCCUUCCUUGGCUCACAAAGAGGAUACUCGAUAAAGGUGGAAAGUUAAGGAAUAAAAAAAUCCAAAACAUGGAUGAGCUAACAGAAGAAUAUGACAUUGUCGUGAACUGCUCUGGGAUGGGUGCUAACCAACUAUGCAAUGAUUCACGGCUCCACCCGCUCAGAGGUCAAGUAAUAAAGGUAGCUGCUCCCUGGGUUAAACAUUUUUACAUGAACCCAGAUCCUACAGAUGACCACAAAGAAGUAUACAUACUUCCAGGGCCGGAUACUGUCACCAUUGGUGGUACAGGGCAAUUUGAUGACUGGAACACUAGCGUAGAUGGGCAAGAUAAACAGAGGAUUGUGGAGGACGUGUGCAAACUCGUGCCAAGUCUAAGGACGGCGAAACGGUUACAAGACUGGGUCGGUUUACGACCGUUGCGGUCACCUGUGCGUUUGGAGGCCGAGGAAAAGCUAAGCAAGUCUGGGAGAAAAACGGUGAUUCACAAUUACGGACACAGCGGGUCCGGCGUGACCUUCCACUGGGGAUGUGCCAAGGACACUGCUCAUCUAGUUAAACAAGCAUUUGAGACACAUCAAGUCACAUCGAGACUGUGAAGUGAGAAUUAUACCUCCUAACUAAAAAGGCGAACAUUGUAUUUCUUGCAAAUUUUCACGAAUCAUGUUUUUGUGGUAAAGUAUCGUAUUAAGUAACUAUAUUCUAUGUCGAUAGGUUUGAAGUGAAGUUGUUUUCACAUUCUCAUAACGCAGGAUAAACAAUGGUUUAAACAGCAACACUUUUUACGUUGGUUCCGAUGAAAAAUUAAACAGUUGGUAAGAUGCAUUUAACCUUGUUUCAGGGAUAAGCUAUUAUAUCCGCUACUAAAACUUUUGUAGAUAGAGUUUUAUCGAUUUUGUAAUACAAUCAGCAGUGCUACGGGAUUCGCAAAUGUAAAAAAUAUAACUUUUCUAAUUAAGUAUCAAUGAUGUGGAAGACGGAUUAAAAUACAUGGAAACUGCAAAAUAUGUAUGGUUUUCACAAUUUCUAAAA
Mizuhopecten yessoensis (Yesso scallop) is the source of this 2306-nucleotide messenger RNA. RefSeq names its product D-amino-acid oxidase-like. The record is from RefSeq and is a predicted model, not a curated record. Gene Ontology annotation, molecular function: FAD binding; D-amino-acid oxidase activity. Bases 845 to 1873 code for a protein of 342 amino acids. The transcript is spliced from 12 exons. Lineage: Eukaryota; Metazoa; Mollusca; Bivalvia; Pectinida; Pectinidae.